This is a messenger RNA of Talaromyces proteolyticus, 4666 nucleotides long. RefSeq lists its product as uncharacterized. NCBI's taxonomy places the organism in Eukaryota, Fungi, Ascomycota, Eurotiomycetes, Eurotiales, Trichocomaceae. The record is from RefSeq and is a predicted model, not a curated record. Bases 138 to 4172 code for a protein of 1344 amino acids. The transcript has 2 exons.
UUCCUAGUAUUCCUGGCCCUGGUUGGCUGGUGUGUGCGCUGGGGCUGUGGCUGUUGCCGUUAAUCCUGCCUUUGUAGCAACAUAUUCUCUAUCGUGACUGCUUUCACACUCACCCCAGGCAGGGCCGCUGGGUCACCAUGGCAGACACCCUGGUAGAAAAGCGGCAGAGAAGAAAGAGCUUCACUUUCUUCCACGCCCCUCAGCUUUCUUCCUCAUCCACCUCCUCCCAGACUACUGCUACGUUCACAGCCCAUGAUCGCUCCUCCUCAGAUGGCCUAUCCACAAUGAAGAAGCGAACUCGCCGCAAUUCUUCUUUCUUUGGCAGUCGCGAUCCAAGCCCCGGAUACGCUGUUAGAUCGACUCCCAAUGUUUUGCGCCGUCCGCAGACGUCUGGGCCUGAAGCCGCAUCCACACUGACCCUUGCCGCCGCAGAGACUCACAAGCCGAGCCGCAAAUCGCUUCAGCGGUCCAAGCGAUCCUCCAUGCUGGGCUCACUACGUUCUCUGCAGUCACUGGAAGACGAUGAAAAAGGCUUAAUCGACGACGAUGACUCGAAUGCCCCGUCGUCUCCCAACGCCAGGAGAGUGCUCGGCCAUGUUGUCUUACACCAUGGUGAAGUCCAGACGGCAGGAACCAUGUGGCGGAAGAGAACUCACUAUCUUGUCUUGACCGACACCCACCUCAUUCGCUUCAAGAGCCAAGGUAAAGCAUCCGACGUCUUCUCGACCAUUUCUGCCCCCUCCGGCCGUACCACCCCUGUUAAUCGUCAGUCGGUUGUCUCGAUCACUUCUUUGCAAGACCAUGCGGUCACGUCCUACAACGGCGAUAUUGCCGCCAUCGCUUUGAAUAGUAUUGUGUCUGUGCAUCGCGUUGACGACAUGCGAAAUCAGCCUGCUAUUGAGCUGUCCUACCUGGACGAUCGAACGAACAAGCCUGCUCUUAUGGCCAUUCAGCUGACCGACCCGGAAGAACAGAAUCUGUGGCUGAUUGGGAUUCGCUCAGCUGCCCACUCGAUCCGUCAGGUCGAGCCACUGUCCUUUGAGAACAAGGUCAUUGACUAUGCAGUGAGGGUUCUCGAACAAGAUCGAGACUACGACCCCGAGAAUUUCAAUAUCUUUCGCGUUGUGCAGCGGUCUUCCAACAAACAGGCCAACCGGUCAUCCACCGAUGAUAUUGCAAAACUGUCGGGAACAAUGUGUUACCUCGCUAUCGGACUCCACAAGCUCCACCUCAUUCCUCUUCAGAAAGCGUCGAGCCGGUCCUCCUUUAUAUCUAUGAAUGAUCUCGACUUGGGAGCAUCCUUUGGUCUGAUGGCUCUAACUUUGUUGUCUAUGCAUUCGGGGGAUGAUAGGUUUCAACUGACUUUCCGAUCUCCCCUACGAAACUCGUGCACCUUGCACCUGGCAUCGGUUCAUUCAAUGGAUAUCGCGUUGUGGGUCCGCCAGCGAACCGAGUUUUUGCGUCCGCUCUGGAUACGCCAGCCGUAUGAACUGGUGGCUCCUUCUGAAGUUGAAGACCUUGUUCCUGCACCAGAACUUGAUGAGGAUUUCGCCUGUUUCGACCGCACCCUCAUCGCCUACUCGGCCAGCUAUGAUAUUGAUACCUCAAAUAUCUGCUACACCAUCGACCUGGAAUGCGAGGAUGCACCCUGCUUCAGGCUUCUUCCCCCGGCAGCUCGUCGACGUCAAAAAUACACCGUUCUAGAAUUACUGGCUGUGAUGCGGGCACUACGAUAUAAUGAAUCUUUUGUUUCCAUUUCUUUCAGUGGCAUCAGUCUCGACGCUUUACAGAAUUGUCGUGAUCAAUAUGGUAUCGACCCCGAUGCUUUUGUUGCCAGAUCUGGAGCGCCAGUCAAUAUUGCAGGUCAAGAUCGCUUGUCGUUGUUGUCGCAGGAAAUUCGGGCCUUGGCGCUGAAAAGUAAAAGGCUAAGAAGACUCGACUUCUCGUUUUGUCUAUCACGAACUCCAAUUUCUGACAGUGGUGCUCGGGAUCCCGGCUGUGGUAUACCUGAAGCGAUCUUUCCACUUUGUCGUCGCCAAUAUACAAAUGUCGAUUGGAUUGUGCUAAAUGGUAUCAAGCUAGGUGAUUCAGACCUUGAUUAUUUGGUUGAUGCUGCCUCUCAACGGACUAGUCACUUGCGGGCACUCGAAGUAGGUGACUGUGGUCUUUCAGUUCACGACCUAGAUCUCAUCUUGUCCACCCUCACUGCCCAAGAAACGACAUUGGAAGCAGUGAACAUCUCCGGCGUGCAAGGCCGCCUCAGUCCCGAGCUUUUCCAACAACAGAUUGGAUACUUUGGUCAGAUACGCAAGAUAAACCUCACUCGUGUAGCCAGGACCUCGGGGCCAGGGCCAUUGAUAGCUCCUGAGACAUUACUAAAUUGGCAUCUAGAGGAGCUGUCUCUAAGCCAGACCGCGAUGAAUGAGGAGACUGUCGAUUCUAUUGCUGCUUACUUGGCCAGUAACCAGUCGUCAUCUCUUCGAACUCUGCGAUUUGACCAAUGUGGAUUGACCGGGGCAGAUGUCGCUACCUUUCUUCGUUGCAUGACUCGGGAACCUGGAACAGUCCGUGACCUGCAUCUGCAUGUUAAUGAAAACAACCUGGAUACCGAUUAUACGCUGUUAUUUCAAUCUAUUGCAGAGAAUCAUACCCCGACCCACCUUUCCAUGCGCAUGAUCGACUUCAAAAAAGAAGACCAUUUUCGAGAACUGAUCGGGGCUAUGAGGAAAAAUACGUCAUUGAAAUAUCUGGACAUUUCAAAAGCAUCGCUCCCUUACGACGCAGGACCGGAUACUUGUGAGACGCUUCAACUGAUGUUUGAAGAGAAUGAAACUCUACAAGAGCUGGAUAUUAGUGGCGAAUACGCUCAUUUGGAUGUUGCCCGCUUCGGUAUCGGAUUGAACCAAGCUCUUACCGGGCUGAAAAAGAACAAGUCGCUAAAAGUGCUUCGAAUUGAACAUCAGAAACUCGGCCUCCAAGGCGCUAAUACCUUGGCCUCAGUCUUAGAAGAGAAUACAAGUCUCCGAGAGAUCUAUUGUGAAAACAAUGACAUGAAUCUUCAGUCGUUUACUGUUCUUGUGAAUGGUUUGCAAUUGAACAAGUCGGUUAUCGUUCUUCCUACCAUGAAUUCUGAUCGCCAUAAUUCUUUGGAGAAAGUCCGCCGAGAGAUUGAGAAUGUUAAAUGCGAAACAGCGGCACAUCCCCCUAGUUCGGCUGCAAGCUCUCUUCGUCGUUCGCUCCAUGCUGCUAUGGCGAUCGGCCAACCAUCGGGCGGCCAUAAACUCGCAAAACAUCAUAACCCGUCUCAAUCGUCGAGAAACAGCUUCACCGGCUCUUAUCCUUCAGCUCAAUCCCCGCCAGAAUCCUCGUCUUCAGAUCCAUUGAGACAGGAGGUUGAAAGCACGCUAUCAUCGCUGAAUAGGAGAUGGGACGCUGAAGUUGAUCGGCUUCGUCAGUAUCUGUAUAGGAAUUAUUGUGUUCUGCACGAUAUUCCUUUCGACGUCGCUGAUUACAAAGAAAGUGGUCUUGAUAGACCGACGACGGUUGAUGAAUCGCGACCAACUACAUCUGCCAGUCUUCUGGCAAUGGUGGGAGAUAUGCAGCAGCUAGGUUUGGAUCUAGCCAAAGACGCACUUGCUCCUCAUCUAGAGAACCCGGAAGAUACACCCCAAGCGGAUAUUCCAGACAGUGAAGAUAUCCUAGACGACAGCUCUGCAAACGAGUCGCCAGUGAUGAUGUCGGGCAAUUUCUCAAUACCUGCGAAUGAGUCUGUAAGAAUGACUGACGCAACACACCAACUCUCGCCAUUUUCAUCUUCCUCGGACAAGCUAGUCGGCAUCACCAUGAAGGAGUAUUUCCCCUCUGCUAGCUCGUCACCCCAACUGGCUAUUCCUGUUCCCGCCAUUAGAAUCCCGAACACUGCCGAGAGCAUCCGAAGCAACUGCAGUUCCAGCAAUCUUUCCACCAGCACGGGCACAGGAGCCAGAAGCUUUCGAAGCACCAGCGGCCUCGCAGCAUCUUCACUGCGCAAAUUUCUUUCGAAUCGUCCGUCUGCUAUGAAAGGAAUGCGCCAGUUUAGCAGCUUUGGAGAGCCAACUGAUGAACUGCUGACUGUGAAGAUGUCUGAUGAACCGCCGCGUAUUAUAUGGUCACCUCCACAUAUGGAUCUUUAACUACUUCUUACCUCGACCUUGACUUUUAAAGCAUUGCCACCGCUUCAUCCGCUAAUUGUUUAAAAUGCCACCCCGCUGGACGGCGAACAACCCUCAUCCAACCCUGUCUAGCAGAUAACGAUCAUUCUCUAGACCUGCAUCCAUUAUUCGAUACCCUCAGACUCGAUAGUCGAUACUCGAUCUGAACCUUUGUGAAGUUUCUCAUGAUCAAAAGUUGCAACUAGACGUUGUCCAGUUUCAUUGACUUGCGCACGAUACCAAUUUCCUUUCCUCUUUCCUCUUUCCUCUCGUUUCAUUUCAAGCUCUUCAUACCACCGCAUUGAUCAGUUGUGAUUUUAUUUGUUUUCUUCUUUUCGUCCAUGUUAGUCGUAUAUAAGGGGUUGGGUGUUUGUAUGUGUUUGAGUAUUUAGCGUUCGUUAAGCUUAUGAUGGUGAAUACGUUCACUGUACAUUAAAACAUUGAGAAUUUAAUGCUUCUUAUACGAAACAGAUCCC